Molecule: messenger RNA, 1002 nt
Organism: Rotaria sordida
Lineage: Eukaryota; Metazoa; Rotifera; Eurotatoria; Philodinida; Philodinidae
Source: the annotation of a GenBank genome assembly
AUGCUCUAUUCAAUUAUCGUGUAUAGCGCUGCACGACAACUAUGUACAUCACUGUUAAAAGACGAUCCAAGUAUUAAUUGUGAAGUUUUACAUGAACAAACGGGAACACCUAUAGCUCAAGUAUCACCAUUGAUAAUUGCUUGUUUCGAAGGCGAUAUUGAUAUUAUUCGAUUUUUUAUUGAAAAUGGUGCUGAUCCAAAUCAAACAGAAAGUGAACAUCAUUUAACACCUAUUCAUGUUUUAUGUGAUGCUGAAUAUCAUGGACAAAGUUUACGACACAAAGACCGUGCUGACUUAAUUCGUUUAUUAGUUAAACAUGGUGCACAAGUUAAUCAUUUAGAUCGAAGUUCAAUGGCACCUAUUCAUAAAGCUGUUAUUCAUGAUCGACCUGAAUGCGUUCAAGUAUUAAUGGAAUCACGUGUAGAUCCAAAUGUUGCUUUUAUGGGUGAUACACCACUGAGUAUUGCAGCUCGACAUAAUCGAAAAAGUAUUGUUCAGAUUUUACUUAGUCAUAAAGAAACUAAUGUUAAUCAUCGUAAUGAUCAAGGUGGUACAGGUCUUCAUUUUGCCAGCGCUGCAAUAGUUGAUAGUCCAGAAUGUGUCGAAUUAUUAUUACGGCAUGGUGCUAAAGUUAAUGCACAAGAUUUGAAAAAUAACACGGCUGCAAUGGUUGGUUGUUUUUUUAAUAAACUAAGAAUUUUAACAACUCUUAUUCGAGCUGGUGCUGACCGUGCACCCCGAAAUGAUGAAGGAAAAGAUGCAUAUGAUUUAGCUGUAGAAAAAGAAUUUGAUGAAUGUAAAGAAAUUGUAGCUAAAGCACUUGAAAAACGUGGUAUUAAGGUAGGCACUACGUCACAUCAAACAUCGACGACAUCCGAUAAGUUGGCCAAUGACGUUGACAAAUUAAAAAUUAAACAAGAUGAAGAUGAUGAUAUUAAAGGUGAUGAUGAUGAUGAAUUAAUUAAUUGUAAAGAAUUAUUUCCUGUUGAUGUUAUAAAAUGA